AUGAAUUCAUCACAAAGAUUUUGGCUGAAAGACUCAAGAAAUGUUUGCUCCUAUUCAUUAGUCACAAUCAAUGUGCUUUGGUGGAAGGAAAACUAAUGGUAGUGAAUCUUUUACUAGCACAGGGAAUGGUAAAGCAUUACCACCAGCAACAUCUUAGUUCAUGUUGUGCUCUUAAGAUUGAUUUGAUGAAAGCUUUUGACUCUGUCCAUUGGGAUAUUGUUUUCCAAAUUUUGGAUGCUCUUGGAUUCCACCCUCUUUUCAUAAAUUGGCCGGUUGCUUGUAUUACUACUUAGAAGUUCUUCGUGGUUUUCAACGGGAAUCUUGUAGGAUAUUUUCUUGGGAAGAAAGGUAUCAAGCAAGGUGACCCUUUGUCACCAUAUAUCUUUGUUAUAUGCAUGGAAGUUCUCUUUGGAAUGCUUAAUAAAGUUGCAGCAGGACAGUUUGCUUAUCACCCUAAAUGUGCAAAGGUUAAACUCACCCACCUUUGCUUUGUAGAUGACCUUAUCAUUUUUAUAGAUGGAAAGGCAUCCUCUUGAACUGCAAUUGAUGACACUUUGAAGAGCUUCUAUUCUAUUUCUGGUUUGAAGGUAAAUUAUGCAAAGUCGGAACUUUUUUGCCGUGGGAUUCUUGCUAGUGAAGUACAACACUUUACCUCAAUUUAUGGAUUCAAUAUUGGCACACUACCUGUCAAGUACUUAGGAGUACCUUUAAUCACAGGAAGACUAAUAGGAAAAAACCUAAAGCCAUUGGUAUCUAAGAUCAUGGGCAUAAUGAAUUCUUGGACAUCGA
Molecule: messenger RNA, 789 nt
Organism: Rubroshorea leprosula
Lineage: Eukaryota; Viridiplantae; Streptophyta; Magnoliopsida; Malvales; Dipterocarpaceae
Source: the annotation of a GenBank genome assembly